CAGAACUCUACUGUAGAUGGACAUAGAUUCCUGUGACUUGGUAAACCAUCUGGAUUUCUUACAUUUAGGGUGAAUCUAAUUAUCUGUUUGUUCCUCUGGAGAAUGAAAAGCAUCUUCCCAACAAAACUAAGAGAGAUGGAGUCUUUCCUCUUGGAUGAUAUCAGCUCUGUGAUACAGAACAAAGACAUUGAGAGGGUCAUCUCACCAAUGAUCGUUCAGCUUUGCCAUCUACUCAUCUCAACGGAGAGGAAAGAUGUGGGGAAUGAAGUAUUUUCCUCGUUGGAGAAGAUGGCUGAGGAAUUGGCUAAAGCUAGUGAAGACUUUGUGCAAGUUGCCAAAAGGCUUGCAGGAGACUCUGAGGAGGAGUGGCUCAGGGAGGAAAUGGAGCCUGCUGCCCAGUCUCUGACACUGUCUGGAAGGCACAUCAUGCUGGUGGCUCAGAGACUCCAUCUUCAGCCAGAAUGUCAGCACUACCAGGAGGAGCUAGUGACCACAGCUCAGCAGAUCCUAGUGAACACCACGAAGGUCUUGCUCCUUGAAGACGCGGCGAUGGCGAGAAAGACGGUGCGGGCUGCUGGUUGGUGCCUGACCUGCCUGGACGCGCUGGAGGCGGCGGGAGACGCGGCCUCGCAGCGCGGCACCUUCGCCGACCUGGCCACUGCGCUGCUGCGCCUGGGGGACCUGGCAGCGCUCAGGCCAGAGGAGCGCCUGAGCCGCGCGGGCUGCCUGCUUCGGGCCUACAUCCCCGCGCUGAUCGCGGCAGUCCGCGGCCGCCUCCAGCAUCCACGCGAUCCGCAGCUGGGCGCGUCCCCGCGCCGGGUUUGCGCUCUGGCCAGGAAAGCCCUCGGCGAGCUCCUGGUGCGACUGGAUCCCGGCGCCGCGGCCCCGGCGACCAGCGUGUGGAACGGCGCGCUAGCCCGGCCCCUGAGGCAACUGCAGGAGCUGCUGGUGGCGCCUGUGUCCGAGCCCCUGCACCUCAGCCCGCUGGACCCCCCGCUGGCCGCCGUGGUCUGGCACUGCAUGCGCCUGGCAGCCUGCUCUGCGCCGCCGGAAAGGCUGCACCUGGUGGACCGCGUCGGCCGGCUGCUACAGCUGCGGAGCUCUGGUGCCCGGCGCCUCGCGGGGAUCGGCGGACCUCCCGGGAGAGGCCGGGUAAGGUCGGAGCCAGGGCAGGAGCGCGCGGCGCUGCGGGCCGCGAUCGAGGCCCUCUCCCAGGGGUUCUGCACUGGGCUACUGCACCAGAUCCUGGACACCUUCACAGACACGAAAAGUCCUCUCUUAAGGCUGGUACAGGCGGCGGUGGCGACUUCCGCAGACAGCUCCCCUUACGAUGGCGAGGCCUUGCCGAAGAGCCUUCAGCUUUGCCUUGCUACUUUCCAUGACCGGGCCAAACAGAUGCUCAGAGUGGCUCACUUGGCCUUGGUUUGCUGCCCUCAACAAGAAACUGGCAGAGACAUGGAGGCCGCCAUGGCAAGCAUUUGGGGACUUGUGGUGAGAGUGCAACAGCUUUUCUCAGGAAGCCCCCAAGGGUCUGGCCGGGACUGGAGCCCUGCCAUCCUGCAGGCCCUGCUUCAGGCCUGGGCCAGGGAAUCUGAACACCUGUUGGCAUGUUUUGAUGACGUCCUCAAUAUUCCUGAGUUCCUGAAUGUAUCCAUUCAGGAAAUGUCCAAGCAUUUGGACUUCUUUACGUGGGCUUUGGAGAGUGGAGAUUCCAGUGAGUCUUUUCGAUGUGUGGCAUAUCUACAGGGCCGGGCCACACACAUAGUGCAGGUAAUGAGCAGGUAUGUGGGCCAAGAACGAGAUCCCAUUUUCCGGAAUGGCCUGAGAGUCUUGAUCCAGCAAGUAGAGCAAUCUUCAUUGGUCUUGGGUGUAGCUGCUGAGCACUGUUCACGUGAAUAUGGAUCUCCGGACACUGAUGCAUUUUUAACCAUGGCAAAACAUCUGAUCUAUUCAGCUCAGAGCCUCAAAGAGGGGCUGGCUGGGACUAACCACCCAGAUAUCCUCAGCCCCCUUCGGAACCAAGUCCACAGGUUUGACGUUGCUAAGAGAGAACCUUAUUUCAUUCUCCCCAGCUUCCAGAGCUCUGCAGUGCCUGAACUGAAAUAUCAGAGAGUGCCUGGGUUAGAGGAAAAUGACCCAGGUACCUCCUAUCCACCAAUGGACCAUUCUCCACACCCUUUGAUUCCUGAUACCUGUACAAAGAGGAGGGGCUCUCCACCCCCUGCCAUCAGGAAACUCAUCCUUGCUGUAGAGAGCCGUGACCACCAUGCAGUGGCCUCAGCUUGUACCGACCUGCUAGAGCAUGAUGCCGCUGUCAGUGCAGCCCAAGAGGCCCUGGCUGGAGACGGGUCACUGGGGCCAGAGAGGAUGUUGGGACUUCAAGGUAUCUCGACACUGGCACCUCCUAUUAUUGGCCUACCAAAAGAGAUAGCACAUUGCACAACUGCUAGAACUGAUAGGCUCCUGGAAGUGGCUCUCCAGCUGUCUGGCAAGACGAGGGAAACCAGGCAGGAUUUGGUAGCCAUGGCUGGUGACUGGUACUGUCUGUGUCAACAACUGUUUUGCCACAACCCAACAGCUGAUCUGCCACAAAGUACAGCAGUGUUCCUGGAGCUUCAGCAGAAUUUAGCCUCAGUGGUUCAACUAGCAGCUAAAAGUGGGCCCAUGGAUUUGGAUAAAAAUGACCUUGAUUCAACUCAGCGUCCAGAAGUGCUUUUACAAAUGCAAGCUAGAUUGGAGGAGGCAGACACCUAUGCUAAACAGUUGUUUGACAAGGUUUUGACCUUUGAUGGUCUCCAAGCCCCCAAGUCAUGGGAAGAGAGCAUUGAGGAUGGGUGCCUUCUAUGGUCAGUGGCUGUCCAAAACCUGCUCCAGUACAUGGAGCAGCUCAGUGGGAAAAAAGGCAUGUUCCUACUGCCCCUGCGGCUGGCAAUGAAAAACCAGCAGGGAUUGCAGGAAGGGUUGGAUCAGGCAGCAGAUGUUUCUCAGAGGCUACAAGAGGCUGCCAGCCUAUCCAGCCUACUGUGUGGGGAUGAGCAGGAAAAGGGCAAGGUGUCCUUUCUGUGCAGGGAAGUUCAUGUACUCACAGAUGCUCUGCUGGAUGUGGCACAGAUCCUGGCCUCCUCCCCCAAACCAUCUCCCAGCUUGUCCACACGCUUUGAACUUCUCUGUCUGGAGCUCACCCUUCAAACCAAGGCCUUGAUUAGCCACCUCAGCACCAUCAAUGCAGACUAUGAAUGUGCCUUCCAAGAUGUUGUCUGCCCAAGGCUCUCUGUCUGUAAGGACCCCCAGACCAGACCAGAAAGCUCUCUGGAAAGAAUGGUGUCUGGUAUCCAAGCUGUACAAGGAAUUGUGGUAGAAGGUCAGGAAUAUGGACCCUGCCAGGAAGACCUUGUUAUGGCUCUGGAGAACAUUCUCACCCUCACCAAGGAGGUGGCCCAGAGGAUCCCUGUGCUCCAAGAACACCCAGAGGAGUGGGGAAUGCACAUCCCAGACUGGCUUCAAUGGGAGUGGGCAGCCAAGGCUCACCAUGCUGUGGCCCAGCUGCAGGCCUGGAAAGGUGGUCACACUAAGGCCUGGAGACAUCUGGCCCAGUGCUUGAAACCUGGGGAGGAGCCAAGAAGGGCCCCAGAACAGGAUCCUAUCCAACCCCUGUUCCUCUGUGAAGAGGAUGUGGCAGGAUCGACUGCAGUGGGCAGUGUGGAUUCUCAGAGUGCUGCCCCCAGAACUCCUCUAGGGAGCUCACUGAGGACCUGUAUUGCUGGGACAACCACAGUGGACCUGGGCAUGCAGCAAAGCAGCCGCCAAUCCCCGUCCUCUGGCUCCUCAGCCACAGCAGCGCUGCCCACUGAGCUGAACCAGCCCCUCCCAGAGGACAGCAGCACGAACGGGGAGAGCAGAAUCACCCGGAUCACUCGUGCAAUGGCCACGGAGGUGUUCCUGAUGGCUCAGAGUCUGAGGAGGAGAGGAUGCAUCCUGACCAAAGAUCAGCUCAUUGCCUCUGCCAGGAAAAUUGCGUCUUCUGGACAAAACUUUGCCAGACUCAUCUGCAUCAUUGCUAAGAACUGCAUAGACCAAAGAUGUUCCCAGGAGCUUUUGUGUGUGGUGGAGCAGAUUCAAACACUGAGCAACCAGCUCCACAUCAUCUCCAGUGUAAAGGCCUCCCUGGCAAGAAGCAAGUCCUCUGAAGAGCUCCUAGUGGAAAAUGCACAGCAGCUCCUCCAGGCUGUCUUCAAGACCAUGAGGGCCACAGAAGCUGCGAGUCUCCGGGGUUUGAGAGAACCUUCCCCAGAUCCAGAGGAAUUGGAAGUUAUUGCCUUCUGCCUGCAGUGGAGGAGGAAGCUGCUAAGGCACAGACUUCAGGAAACCUCAAACAUGGAUUGUGAUGAGCUGGGCCUGCGGAAAACAAGCACUAAAACUCCCCCAACACUCGCUGCCUGGGUUCAGGAAGCAUUAUAAAAGCUAAGAGAUGGUUCCUGGUCAAGCUCCUUGUACCCUAUGCUCUGGCCUGACCUGUACUUCCUGACCUGUACUCUGACCUCACACUCGCAGCUUGUGGGAAGUGCCUUUUAAGUUGAAUCUGCCUGUGGGGUUGCAGGGUGACACGGCGGUUUGGGUGGGUGCAGUGUGGCCAGGGUCCAGCCUUGCACAAGGCUGCCCUGACAACAUUACUCGUUAGGGGACAUCCCUGGGCCCCUGAUGAGGCUGAUUUCUUCCUGGGAAAACAUGUUUCUUGGCUUGGAAGGAACAACACAUGUAAACUUGUGGAAGGAGAGGGAAAACAUCCAAGUACCAUUAGCUUAAGCCUUUAUUAAGGUGUUAUGAUGGGAGACAAUUCCCAGAAUGUUCUCUAGGGAACCAGGAGCUAAACGAUGUUUGAGUUAGAUAGAGGCAGUGAGUCAGAGUUCCCCUUGCUCAGGUCCCCUGUCCCCUGACUAGCACACCUGUUUCCCAUCAGUUCAGAAUUUGAACAGUGUCAAAUUCUGAACUGAUGGGAAACAGGUGUGCUAGUCAGGGGACAUGAUGCAAGGACUGUGCAUCAGGGCUGCUGAGCUCCAGCGCUAUUUGGUAAAUCUGGGUUUAGCAUUUGGAAUGGAGAGGAACAGUUGGGAGCUAAGGCCUUGGCUGAGGCAGUAGGAGUUUUUAAUUCUUCAGUGCCUUUUACAAAACCUAAUUGAUGGAGGGCAAAGAGACUGGUGACUUUCACCUCAGAGGCUAAAGCUCAUGGCCAGGAGCAGAGGACUGAGUCCCAGCCAAGGGUCAGGGAAGGAGGCUGGGGUGCAGACUGGGAGUGGGGAUGCCCUGGAGGCAUGGGCGAGGGUCUUGCUUGUCUGGGGGGUGCUGUAAGCCUCCUAGAGUCUACCAUUGUCCUUUGGUAGGAGGGGCCAACUGGAUGCUGCCUGAGACUGAAUUGCCCUCAAUCGGGUGGGAUGGUGGCUUGGAUUUAUAGUAGAUAAAGAGAAGUAUUUUUCCAUUUUUUAAAAAACAGGGCACACUUAGAUGAGAUUUGACACACAUGCCCCCAUGAAACUGUCAUCACACUCGAGAUAAUGAACAUAUACAUUGUUUUCCACAGUAUCCUGAAGCCCCUUUGUAAUCAAUCACACACCUCCUUCCCACUUCCUUCCAAGUCCCUGUUACGACUAUCUGUUGGUUCUUCACAGGUCUGUCUUAGCAUAAUUUUUUUCAAAGUUCAUCCAUAUUGUAGCAUGUAUUAGUACUAUAUUGCUUUCUAUUGUCAAAUAUUGUCAUUGUUUGCAUAUACCGCAUUGUAUUUAUCCAGUCAUCAGUUGAUGGACAUUUGGAUUGUUUCUACUCUUUGGCUAUUCUGAAUAAGCAUUCAUUUAAGUUGUCAAAUUUAUUGACAUAAUAGGGUGUGGUGGCUCACACCUGUAAUCCCAGCACUUUGGGAGGCUGAGAUCAGCAGAUCACUUGAUCUGGUAUUGGAGUUCAAUACCAGCCUGGCCAACAUGGUAAAACUCAUGUCUACUAAAAAUACAAAAAUUAGCCAGGCAUGGUAGUGUAUGCCAAGGUGGGUGCAUCACCUGAAGUCACAAGUUCGAGACCAGCCUGGCCAACAUGGUAAAACCCUAUCUCUAUUGAAAAUACAAAAAAAUUAGCCUGGCAUGGUGGCAUACAUCUGUGGUCCCAGCUGCUCGGGAGGCUGAGGCAUGAGAAUCGCUUGAACCUGGGAGACAGAGGUUGCAGUGAGCUAAGAUCAUGCUACUGCACUCUAGCCUGGGUGACAGAGUGAGACUUCGUCUCAGAAAAAAAAAAUCUGUAAUAUUCUUUUUUUUUAAAUUAUACUUUAAGUUCUGGGAUAUAUGUGUAGAACAUAUAGGUUUGUUACAUAGGUAUACAUGUGCUAUCAUGGUUUGCUGCCCUCAUCAACCCAUCAUCUAGGUUUUAAGCCCUGCAUGCAUUAGGUAUUUGUCCUAAUGCUAUCCCUCCCCUUGCUCUUCCUCCCCGCCCCUGGUGUGUGAUGUUCCUCUUCCUGUGUCCAUGUGUUCUCAUUGUUCAGCUCCCACUUAUGAGUGAGAACAUGCAGUGUUUGCUUUUCUGUUCCUGUGUUAGUUUGCUGAGAAUAAUCGUUUCCAUCUUCAUCCAUGCCCCUGCAAAGAACAUGAACUCAGCUUUGUGCAGUGGCAGUAUCGUAGCCAAUGAGGUUUAUCCGAGGCGCGAUUAUGGCUAAUUGAAAACUUUUCCCAAUACUCCGCCAUGAUGACUUGAAAUAUAGUUGACAUUGGCAAUUUUUGACAGUCUCUAUGGAGACUGAAUUUAAAAAAAAAAAAAAAAGAACAUGAACUCAUUCUUUGUUAUGCUGCAUAGUAUUCCAUGGUGUAUAUGUGCCACAUUUUCUUUAUCCAGUCUAUCAUUGAUGGGCAUUUGGGUUGGUUCCAAGUCUUUACUAUUAUAAAUAGUGCUGCAAAAGAAGAUUUUAUGCGGCCAACAAACAAGUGAAAAAAAGCUCAUCAUCUCUGGUCAUUAGAGAAAUCCAAAUCAAAACCACAAUGAGACACCAUCUCACACCAGUUAUAAUGGUGAUCAUUUAAAAGUUAGGAAACAACAGAUACUGGAGAGGAUGUGGAGAAAUAGGAACGCGUUUACCCUGUUAGUGGGAAUGUAAAUUAGUUCAACCAUUGUGGAAGAUAGUGUGGUGAUUCCUCAAGGAUAGAGAACCAGAAAUACCAUUUCACCCAGCAAUCCCAUUACUGACUAUAUACCCAAAGGAAUAUAAAUCAUUCUACUAUAAAGACACAUGCACACAUAUGUUUAUUGCAGCACUAUUUAUAAUAGUAUUCUUUUACUUUCUGUAGGAUCUGUAAUAAUGGCACAUCUCUCAUUUUCUAUAUUGCUAAUUUGUGUUCUCAUUCCCUUUCUUUCCUUCUCAGUCUGGCUAGUGCUUUGUCAACUUUAUUGAGCUUCUCAACCAUGUUUUUGUUUCUUUCAUUUUCUCUGUUUUUCUGUUUUCUAUUUCACUGAUUUCUGCUCUGAUCUUUAUUAUUUCCUUUCUUUUACAUACAUUUAGUUUAUUUUGCUAUUUUUUCCAGUCUCUUUCAUUGAAAACUGAUAUGCUUGACUUAAGAACUUUAUCCUAUUCUAAUGUAGGACUUUAGUACUAUAAAUUAUCUCAUAACUACUGUGUUAGCCCAAAUUCUGGUAUAUCAUGCUUUUAUGUUCAUUUAUUUCAGAAUAUUUUCCAAUUUCUCUGCUUAUUUCUUCUUUAAUCUAUUUAGGAUUAUGUUAUUUCAUAUAUAAAUAAUUAUAUUUUCCAGAAUUUAAUUAUUUAGAGUUAUGCUUUAGGUGUUCAAAUAACUGGAUAUUUUCCAGAGUUUAUUCUGCUAUUGGUUCUCAAUUUAAUUCCAUUGUUGUCACAAUUUAUUAAUUGUGUUUAAAUUGUCUAUUUUAUUUUUAAGAUAUUCAAAUGAUGAGAAAAAAUAAUACCUACACAGGUAGUUAUCAAAAUGUGCUCUUCAUUCUUUCUGUACAUCCUGACCUCCAUCUUGUAUUGCUUUCCUUCUCACUGAAGGAAACAUUUUUAUUAAUUUCUACAAAAUUUGUAGUAGUGUGAGUCAGCUUGUGAUGAAUUCCUUCAGCUUCUAGGUUGACAGUGUUUUUCUUCCAGGAAUUUUAAAAUAAUGCUCCAUUCUCUUCUCUUUUACAUCAUUUCCUGUAAAAAACACAUUGUCACCCUUAUGUUUGUUCUUCUGCACAUAACAUACCCGUUUUUGCUGUCUGAUUUGAAGAUUUUCUCUUUAUCACCCAAUUUUGAAUAAUUUGAUUAAAGUAUGAGUUGUGUUUGAAAUUCAUUGAACUUCUUAGACGUAUGACUUUAUAUCUUUCCUCAAUUUUUGAAUAUUUUUCUAUCAUUAUUUUCUGUUCUCAUAUUUUUUUUCUGUAUUCAUAGAAGAAUGUAAUUGACAUUAUCUCUUUCAGGAGUGCCAAUUGCAUGUUACUGGGCUGCUUGAGGCUUUCUGAUAACUUCCUGAUGCCCUUUCCAUUAAAAAAAAUAUUUUCCCUGCUGGGCACUGUGGCUUACGCCUGUAAUCCCAGCACUUUGGGAGGCCAAGGCAGGCAGAUCAGGAGGUCAGGAGUUUGAGACUAGCCUGACCAACAUGGUGAAACACUGUCUCUACUAAAAAUACAAAAAUUAGUUGGGCCUGGUGGCAGUCAUCUGUAAUCCCAGCUAUUCAGGAGACUGAGGCAGGAGAAUCGCUUGAACCCGGGAGGUAGAGGUUGCAGUGAGCGGGAGAUCACACCACUGCACUCCAGCCUGGGUGACAAAGUGAGACUCCAUCUCAAAAAAAGAAAAAAAAAUCUUUUCCCUGAUUGUUUUCAUUUUGCAUGUAAAUAAAAAUAGCUUUUAUUGCUACAUCUUCAAGUCUAUUACCAUUUUAUUCUGCAAUGUCUAAUUUGCUGGUCAUCCUAUCCACUGUUUAUUUUAUCUCUCAAAGGUCAAUGUAGAUUUUUAAAAAAUAUUUCCCAAGCUUUGACUUAACUUUUUGUGAAAUAUAGUUUUAGUAACUCUUUUAGUGUCUUUGUUUUACAUUUGUGUCAGUUCUGAGUUGGUUUCAAUGGACUCAUUUGUCUCCUCAUUAUGCGCCAUGUUUUCCUAUAUGCCUGGUAAUUUCUAUUGUAUCCCAGACACUAAAUUUUAACUUGCUGAAUGCUAAAUUUUUGUAUUUCUAUGCAUAUUCUUGAGUUUGUUCUGGGAGACAGUUAAAUUACUUAGAAGCAAUUACUUUCUCUCUUGUUUUGUUUUAUUUUGUUUUGUUUGAAACAGAGUCUCGCUGUCACCCAGGCUGGAGUGCAACGGCGUGAUCUUGGCUCACUGCAGCCUCUGCAUCCUGGGUUCAAGCAAUUCUUAUGCCUCAGCCUCCCAAGUAGCUGGGAUUAGAGGAAUACACUACCAUGCCUGGCUAAUUUUUGUAUUUUUAGUAGACAUGAGUUUUACCAUGUUGGCCAGGCUGGUAUUGAACUCCAAUACCAGAUCAAGUGAUCUGCUGACCUCAGCCUCCCAAAGUGCUGGGAUUACAGGUGUGAGCCACCACGCCCAGGAUCUGUCUUGUUUUUUAAGAUUUGCUAAGUGGGAUCAAAGCAGAGCUUGGUCUAGGGUGAAAUUUUUCCCACUAUUGAGGCAAGUCCCUUCUGUUUACUCUACCCAAUACCUUUGAACAAUGAGGCUUUCCAUUCUGUCUGGUGUGUACUUUUCUUGGCCCUAUGUCAGCACCAGGCAGUAUUAUUUUUUUCAAAAAAUUCUUAUUUUAUUUAAACAUUUCAUUAGAGAUGAGGUCUUGCUCUGUUGCCCAGGCCAGCCUCAACUCCUGGGCUCAAGAGAUCUUCCCGCCUCAGCCUCCUGAGUGACCCUUUCAGAUGGUUCUUUCCCUGGCCUUGGUAGUUUCCAUAUGCGUAUGUGUUCAUUAGUACUUCUUUGAAACUUCUGCAGACACCCAAGAGUUUUUUUUUUCCACUAUAGCUCUCUCCUCUCCAGUACUCUAUCUUGCAAACUUUAGCUGCCUUGUUUUCCCUGGUCUUUCAGCUCUAUUUCCUCAAUCAGGGAAACUUCCAUGCUCCUGUGUAGGGUUCCAUCUUCCUUCACGGUUUUCUUCUUUGCAUGGUAAUCUUUGAUUGGAGGCCAGUCAUUGUGAACUCUAACUUGAUAUAUGCUGGAAAUUUUUGCAAAUAUUCUUGAAUGCUGUUCUUAGAUGAAGUUAAUUUAUCUGUAAAUAGUUUGAUACUUUCAAGUCUAACUUUUAAGCUUUUUCUUUGGAUGGGAUGAAAACAACAUUUCUUCUAGGAUUUUUUGUUUGUUUGAGACAGUCUCACUCUGUCACCCAGGCUGGAGUGCAAUGGUGCGAACUCAGCUCACUGCAACCUCUGCCUCCCAGGUUCAAGUGAUUCUCCUGCCUCAGCCUCCUCAGUAGCUGGGAUUACAGGCUCACGCCACCACACUUGGCUAGCUUUUAUGUUGUUGGUGUUUUGGUUUGUAUUUUUAGUAGAGACAGGGUUUCACCAUGUUGGUCAGGCUGGUCUUGAACUCCUCACCUCAGGUGAUCCUCCCACCCCGGCCUCCAAAAGUGCUGAAAUUACAGGUGUCAGUCACCAUGCUCAUCCAUGUUCUAGGAUUUCUUUUGUCCCACUACUGAGGCAAGGUCCUUUUGAAUGUCCCACUGUAUGUCUCAUUAUUACAUGGUCUGUCCACUCUGGAUGGUAGAAAUGCAAACUGAGAUGUACAGCCCUGUUUGCUCUGGGAAUUGUAUCCUUUAACCCUUGUCCUAAUCACAGGUGUUUGUUCACACACGUGUCUGCUCAGUACUUAGCUGGAGACUGAGGGAGGACCCUUUGGUGGCUCUCCAGGUUUUUCUCUCUGUGUAUCUCUCACCUCUCUCAUCCUCUGCUUGGCAAAUUCUGUCCACCUUGUGUCCCUGGACUCUCAACUCUUCUCAGCCCUGGGAGAUUGCUGCUCUCGGAUUGGACGCCCACCUUGCAUUAACUUAGAAAUUCUUCAGGAAGCUUGGUUAGUAGAAGGACUCAUCUUUUUAGUUUCCUCUCUUUAAGAAUCACUGUCCCGUGCUGCCUGAUGCCCAAUAUCUGAAGACCAUUGUUUCAAAUGUUUUGUUCAGUUGUUUGUAGGUUGAGAUAAGGAGUAGGUGUGUUGGGGAAAUCUGGUCUUUGUUACUCCAUCUUGGCCAGUGAUGACAAAUACUCACUCCCCUUUUAGCAACUUUUCCUCUGUCUAUAGACAUGUUUGAGUUUCCUUUUUAUUUAUUACAUUUUCUGGAGUCUUUUGCUCUAUUCAUACAUUUCUACAACUUAUAAUUCGUCAUUGUUGUUUUGUUUACCAUCUGCCAAUUCUUCAAAACAAUGGCUUAGUUUUUCAUUGUUUCCCAUCUGUCAGACCCAGUGGUCUCUUUCCAGAACUCAGACUCUUCGACCUCUUAACCCAUCCAACUCUAGUGACCUCCUCUUGCCAUCCUCUCCCACUGGCCUCCUCUCUGCAGGUUUCUUCUUUGUUGUCCAGAGCUUUUUACUCCCUCUGCUCCAUCCUACCUCUACCCAUUAUGGUCUACAGACUGUUGCCAUUCUAACUUCUCUAAUUUACAACUUUGAGCUUGUCUCUUUCUGGCUUAAGACUCUCCAGUGGCCUUAACUGCAGUGCUGACCAAGCCUGGCUUGAACUAUCCCUGAUUUCCCUUCUCUCCAUGCCCAAUAAACACACACACAGUUUCACUUAAUUCCCACCUUGUGCUCUUGCAUUACCAAGCCAACUGUGGAUGCCUGGACAGAAAUGUCUAUUUCAUACCUUCAUGCUUUUGCUCUCAUUGUUUUCUGUAAAUAAAAUGCCCUGCUCCUUGCCCCAAUCCACCUAGCAAGCUUGUAUUUAUGUUACAGGAAUCAGAUCAAUUGUCUCUUCCUCUGUGAGCCAUUUCAUUUUAUUUUUUAUUUUGUAGAGGUGGGGACAUGCUAUGUUGCCCAGGCUGGUCUUGAACUCCUGACUUCAAGCGAUCUUCUGGCCAUGGCCUUCCAAAGCACUGAGAAUACAGGGAUGAACCACCAUACCUGGCGUGAGGCACUUCUUUAACCCUGACACACACUAACAACUCUACUCAGAAUCAACACGCUCCUCCUGGAUGCUUUCUCUGUGCCCUUCACCAACUUCUCCAAAUUCUCAGCACAGUCCUCAAGACAGCAUUUGAUCUCACUCCUGCCUCCCUCGCCACCGUCAGCCUUCCCCACCCUGAUCUUAUUCUCUUGUUUAGAUCUGACUAUGUGACCUCAUUUCAUUUCCUCGGGUAUAGAAACGUCCCUUUCUGACUCAGGGCCCUUGAACAGCUGUUCCUUCUCCCUGGAAAGCAUCCCCCAUCAGACGUCAGAUCUCAGCUUUAAAAAAUCACUUUCUUGGGACGUCUUUCUUAGUUGUACUCUGCCCUCACUAUUUUUUUUUAGCACUUGUCACAAUUUGUAUGCAUAUUGGUGUGAUCUUGUUAUUUCUUCUCUUGCCUUUCUAGACUGCAAGAACUACAAGGAUGGGGACUGUAUCUGCUUUGGGAUUUGAUUUUUGUUGUGUCUUACUCGUUUAACUUAGAACCUGCAGAGCUGGUGUUCAGCAGACGUGUGUGAGCAUUCUGCAGCAUGGCCUCCAGAGGGCGAGCAGGCUCAGCCGUCCCACCUGUAGAGACCAACCCAACACAAGCCAAGCCCCUCAUCAGAAGAGAAGGGGGAGGGUGCCUUUGGCCAGCAGCCUUGAGAAGUGGUACUCAACACACUUUAAUUGCAUGCUUCACAUGCCAGGCUCUUCCAUACAACUGUAAACUCAAAGCUCAUCUGUCCUGUUUGCUGCUGAAUCCUCAUAAAAUACCUUCCUGUAUAAUCUUGCACAGAGUGCAAAAAACAAUGCAUGUGAACACCCCAUUUUUCCUGCUGGUAUUUUCAGUAAACAGAAAUAAAAUCAGGCUGGGUGUGGUGGCUCACGCCUCUAAUCCCAGCACUUUGGGAGGCUGAGGCAGGAGAAUAGCUUGAGCCCAGGAGUUGGAGACCAGCCUGGGCAAUAUAGUGAGAUCCUGUCUCUAAAAAAAAAGAGAUAAAAUUAAUACUCACUAGCAGUGCUCCAGAUUGACAGAACCACAAGUCCUGUUUUCUCUAUUUCAGUAUAUUUUCUGGAUGUAAACUCUGGAUUGGAAGCUGGGCCAUGUAAUGACAUCCACAGGCCUUAGGUUCUCUAAUUUCCAAAGACCCUACUCUGUCAUACAGCAUAUGACACCAUGUACAUCCAUGUUCCACAUUGUGAAUGCAUAUAUACAUAUAUAAUCUUAAUUAUAUAUAGCAUUAUGAAAAUAACUUUGCUUUUGAAAUCAUACACCCCCGUUUAUAAUUUUCAUUUUCUUUUUUUUUUGCGACAGAAUCUCCCUGUCGCCCAGGCUGGAAUACAAUGGUGCGAUCUCUUUUCACUGCAGCCUCUGCCUCCCGGGUUCAAGCAACUGUCCUGCCUCAGCUUUCCAAGUAGCUGGUAUUACAGGUGCCUGCCACCAUGCCGAACUAAUUUUUUUGUAUUUUUAGUAGAGAUGGUGUUUCACCAUUUUGGCCAGGCUGGUCUUGAACUGCUGACCUCAAGUGAUUCGCCCACCUUGACCUCCUGCAGUGCUGGGAUGCACUUUACAAUUUCUUAUAACAUUUUGAAACCAAAGUCCUUUUUGAAGUCUCAAACAUUGUUGCAGAUUUUUGAAAAAGCUGGAUGGUUGGGUGUGGUGGUUCAUACUUGGAAUCCCAGCACUUUGGGAGACUGAGGGAGGAGGAUUGCUUGAGCCCAGGAGUUUGAGGCCAACCUGGGCAACAUAGUGAGACCCCAUCUCUAACUCUAAAAGAAAAAAUUUUUUAAAAAGCUAGGGGACCUGGGAGUGUGCACACACCCCGUGGAUAGAGGCCCCUGAUUUGAAAUCUUGGUCUGUCAUGUCAUAGUGAGUACUGGCUGACCUCCUGCUGAGGAACAGAUGUUGUGUGAGGUACUGGGGAGAGGGAGGCAAAUAGAACUUACAGUGCAACAGCGGAGGCAGAGAGACAACCGGUUAAGAUGGAAUCUGAUCAAUACCACGGAAGCACACAGCAAACACUCAGGCCUCCCAUGCAGAUCCAGAUGUGUGAUAGACUGAGUGGAGAAGCCACCAGAAAAGGGCCUUGACUGCCACGCCAGUGAGUUUGGACUUCCCAUAGAGAUGAGGAAGUCAUGGAGGGCUUUUAAGCCAAGGAGUGGUGGGUCGCAAGCUACAUUUUAUGACGAACCAGUUGCUGCAUAGAGGAAUUCAAAUGGUAUUCUCUCCCGUGUUCCUUGCUCCUUUGAGGUGAUUCAGGAGUGGGAUCAAGCACCCUCACCCCAACUUCAGACAGAAUGUCCCCGCUGUUACCCAUGUUGUACACUUGGGUUUCACAGAAAUGCUUUGUUUGGAAAAUGUAGAAUAUGAACUCCUUGAGGACAAACUUUUCAUCCAGUAAGGAACCAAGUAUUGGCCCUGAGUAAGUGCUUAAUAAAUAUUUGAUGAGUUUAUAUGAAUAUGUGAUGCAGGGAAUUGAUUUGAGUGUUGGAAUUGUUUUAGUUUGGAUUAUUGUUCAGCAAUGAUUCACCAGUUCCACUGUAGCAGAGUGCACUUGCCUGGAGCAAGAUGUUGGUCUUGGCUGCGUAAUUUGCCUUGGCAGUGGAAUGUUAGUGGAUGUGAUGUGAGCAGACUUGAAAUGUGCUUGUAGAGUUGGAUUUACCCCUUUCCAUUCUUGUGUUUUGCAUUAAGAAUAUGCCUUCAGGCUGGGUGCAGUGGCUCAUGCCUAUAAUCCCAGCACUUUGGGAAGCCAAAACAGGUGGAUCACUUGAGGCCAGGAGUUCAAGACCAGCCUUGCAAAACCCCAUCUCUACUAAAAAUACAAAAAUUAGCUGGACACAGUGCGAAGGCCUGUAAUCCCAGCAAUUUGGGAGGCUGAGGCAUGAGAAUCUCUUGAACCUGGGAGGCAGAGGUUGCAGUGAGCUGAGAUUUGCAUCACUGCACUCCAGCCUGGGUGACAGAGUAAGACUCUGUCUUAAAAAAAAAAAAAAAAAAGAAAAAGAAUAUGCCUUUAUGAGCUGUUUACUAAAGAGAAUAGGAUAUGGACCCCAGCUGCAGCUUGAUAAAUGGAUACACCUAUGUAGCCACCCACACUCAAGCUAUGGAGUAUUUUCCAGGUUCCUGAAAGUUCCUUGUGCUCCUUUAAAGAAAAUUUUCCAGGCCGGGCGUGGUGGCUCAUGCCUAUAACCCCAGCACUUUGGGAGGCUGAGGCGGGUGGAUCACGAGGUCAAGAGAUCGAGACCAUCCUGGUCAACAAGGUGAAGCCCCGUCUCUACUAAAAAUACAAAAAUUACUGCGCAUGGUUCGUGUGCCUGUAAUCCCAGCCACUCGGGAGGCUGAGACAGGAGAAUUGCUUGAACCCAGGAGACAGAGGUUGUAGUGAGCCGAGAUCGUGCCAUUGCACUCCAGUCUGGGUAACAACAGCCAAACUCCGUCUCAAAAAAAAAAGGAAAAGAAAAAGAAAAAUUUCCCCCAUACCUUGCCCCAAGCAAACUUUGAUUUGCUUUCAGUAACUACAAGUUAGUUCUGACUGCUCUAAAAUGUUACGUAAAAGGAAUCCCAAGGUAACUGCUGUUUUGCGCCACAAUUCUUUCAUCCACAUUUUUUAUAUAUUGCAUGUUGUUCUGUGUGUCAGUAGCUUGUUACAUUUUACGGUGGAAUAACAUUUCAUUUGUGGAUAUAGCGUAUUAUCUUCACCCAUUUGCAUGUUAUAGAUAUUUGGAUUCUUUGCAGCUUUUUCCUGUUUUGAAUAUAGUAUGAAUGCACAAGAUAUUGUGUAAACAUAUUUAUUAUUUCUCUUGAGUAAAUACAGUGGUCUCUCCUUAUCUAUGAGGGAUACACUCCAAGUCUCCAGUGGAUGCCUGAAACUAUGUUUUUCAUAUACAUAUAUGCCUAUGAUGAAGUUUAAUUUAUAAAUUAGGCACAGUGAGAGUAAUAAACAACAAUAACUAAUAAUAAAAUAGAACAGUUAUAACAUAUACAGUAAUACAAGUAAAAUAAGAGUGACUUGAACACAAGCCUGCGGAUACUGCAACAGUCAAUCCAAUAGCCAAGGUGGCUGCUGAGUAAUGGGCAGGUGGUACACACAGCAUGGAGACACUGCACAAAGGGAUGGUUCAUGUACCCAGUGGGCCAGAGCAGGAUGGCACGAGAUUCUUAUCAUGCUACUCAGAGCCGUGUGCAAUUUAAAACUUACAAAUUCUUUACUCCUGAGAUUUUCUAUUGAGUAUAUUUAUUUAUUCAGGCAGAGUUUCAUUCUUGUUGCCCAGGCUGGAGUGCAAUGGCAUGGUUUCAGCUCACUGCAACCUCCACCUCCCAGGUUCAAGCAAUUCUCCUGCCUCAGCCUCCCAGGUAGCUGGGAUUACAGGCACCUGCCUCCAUACCCAGCUAAUUUAUUUUGCAUUUUUAAUAGAGACAGGGUUUCACCAUGUUGGCCAGGCUGGUCUCCAACUCCUGACUUCAGGUGAUCCUCCCGCUUCAGCCUCCCAAAGUGCUGGGAUUACAGGUGUGAGCCACUGCGCCCAGCCUCUAUUGAGAAUUUUUGGACUGCAGUUGACCAUGGGUAACUGAAACCAAUGAAAGCAAAACUGCAGGCAAUGGGGGACUACUGUACUUAGGAGGGGAAUUGUUGAGUAAAAUGCUACUUGCAUUCUUACUUGUAAGGGAAACUACAAAAGUAUUUUCAGAAGUGGUUGUUCCAUUUGACAUUCACGCCAUCUGUUACUGCCAGUCUGUAAAUUUUCAUUCUCAAAGGUGUAUAAUGACAUCUCAUUGUGAUUUUAAUUUGCAUUUCCUUAAUGAUUAAUAACAUUGAGCAUCUUUUCUGGUCCUAUUGGCCAUUUGUAUAUAUGUUUUUUCUUUGCCUGUAUUUUUGGGUUGCUUGUUUUGUUUUUUGUUUUUUUUUUGAGACGAAGUCUUGCUCGGUUGUCCAGACUAGUUGGCACAACCUCAGCUCGCUGCAACCUCUGCCUCCUGGGUUCAAGUGAUUCUCAUGCCUCAGUCUCCUGAAUAGUUGGGAUUACAGACACCCCCACCACACCCAGCUAAUUUUCUGUAUUUUUAGUAGAGAUAGGUUUUCACUAUGUUGGCCAGGCUGGUCUUGAACUCCUGAUUUCAAGUGAUUCACUCACCUCAACCUCCCAAAGUGCUGGGAUUACAGGUGUGAACUACUGUACCCAGCCUCGUUGCUUAUUUUCUUAACAAUGACUUAUAAAACUCUUCUAUAUAUCCUUUAUACAAGUCCUUUGUGUUAUUAGUAUUUUAUUCUAGUCAGGGGCUUGCCUGUUUGUUUUCAUAAAGAUGUCUUAUGAAGAGGAGUUAAACUUUUUUUGGUGGAAUCAAAUUAAUUUUUUCUUUACAAUUCAUGCUUGUGUGUUAUAUCUAAGAAAUGUAUGCCUACCCCAAGACUGCAAAGAUUUUCUCCUCUGUUAUUUUUCUAUAAGUAUGUGUGUGUAUUUAUUAUUUAUUGCAUGUAAAUAUCCACUUGUCCCAUCACCAUUUGUUGUAGGUCUAUGCUUUAUCCAUUGAAAUAUUUUGUCAGUGUCUCAGUGUUGACCAUGCACGUGUGGGCCAACUUCUGAUUUCUAUAUUCUGUUCCAUUGGCCUAUACGUUUAUCCUUAUGCCAGUCCUAUACUCUCUUGAUUACUGUGGCUGUACAGUGAGUCUGAUUUUCUUCAUAGUUUAAUUGGAGUGUUUAAACCAUUACAUUUAAUAACAUGAUAGGUAUUGUUUGUUUUGCUCCUCUUUUUCUGCCCUCUUUUGGAUUACUUGAGCAUUUCUUUAUAGUUCCAUUUUCCUCCACAUUGUUCUAUAAGCUAUACUCCUCAGAUUUAUUUUAUAUUAACUGUACUUGGGUUUACAAUAUACAUUAUCAAUUUAUCAUAGUCUGCCUUAAUCUGAUAUUUACUACUUCAUCUGUUGCAUAUCUCUCAAUAAUACACUUUUAUUUCCCUCUUCUCUCCUAUGUGUUACUGUUGUCAUGCAUAUUUUAUAAGCCCCACAGUCCAGUAUUAUUAUAUUUGCAUUAAACAGUAUCUUUUACAGAAAUGUAAAAGUCUGACAAAUUUUUAAAUAUUUACCUAAAUAUUUACCAUUUCUGAUGCUUUUCAUUUCUUUGUAUCAUUUACUUCUGCCUAAAUAACUUUCUUCAACAUUUUAUCAUGUAGGUCUGACGGCAACAAAUUCUCCCAGCUUUUGUUUGUGUGAAAUCAUCUUUUUCUUUCGUUUGUGAGAGGUGUUUUCUCUGGCGACCUAAUUCUAUACUGAGUUUCCUUCAGUACUUCAGAGAUGAGUUUACAGAGAAGCCUGAUGAUUUGCUUCGUUUCUGAAAAGAAGUCUGCAGUUAUUAUGAGGCUUAUUUCUCUCUACAUUAUGUGCCUUUUAUUUCUGUCUUGUUUCUCUUGAUGGCUGAUUUUCAGGAAUUUGAUUAUGAUGUGUCUCGAUGUGUUUUGUCUUUAUCUCACUUGGGAUUCACCAAGCUUCUUGCAUAUGAGCUUAUAGAUUCCACCAAGUUCUCAAAAUUUUCUGCUGUUUCUUCUUCAAAUAUAUUUUUUCUGCUACCUCUCACCCCACUGAUUUUCCUCCAGGGAGUCCGAGUACAUGUAUGCCAGGCUGCUUGAUAUUAUCUCACAGAUCACUGAUUUUCAUUCAUCUUUUUCUUUGUUUUCCAUAUUGGAUUCUUUCUAUUGCUAAAUCUUCAAGUUCAUUAGUAUUUUCUUCUGCAGUCUUUUAUAUGCUUUUAAUUCCAUGAGGUAAAUUUUAAUUUUAGAUAUUGUGUUUUCAACUCUAAAAGUUCUAUUAUUUAAAAAAAAGUUCUUUCAGUUCCUCUUCACUAUGUUUAUGUUUUCUCUUAAGUACUUGAACUUAUUGCUGUUUUAAAAUCCUAAAAUCCUUGCCUGCUAAUUUCAUCAUGCCACAAUUUCUGGAUAUGUUUCUAAAAUGAUUGUUUUCUGGUAAAGGAUCAUAUUUGCCUGUUUCUUGCAUGUUUAACAGUUCUGGUUGAAUGCUGGACAUUGUGGAUUUAUGUUAUUAAAUGUACAGAUUUUAAUGUCUUCCUUUAAAAAGUGUUGAGCUUUGUUCAAUAAGUGAAGUUACUUCUGGUCAGUUUUAUUAUUUUGAGGCUUAUUUUUAAGCUAAGUUGUAUCAGAUAUAUAGUAGCCUCUACCUGGCUGGUAAUUUAAACCCAUUAUUAAAUUACUUGUGGAGUCUCUACUGCAUGUAUGAGUGAUCGGUGAGAACCCUCCCCUCUGGCUAGAGGAAACCUGAACAAUUCUCUGCCUUGUCAGACUUCCUGGAACAGGACCUCACAGUCCCAGCCACUCCUUACCCAACCUUGUGGAGUUUCACUAAAUUCACAUUUAUUCUUAUUUUUAUUUUGAAAAAUAUAAUAUUUAAAUAAAGGCUACAUCUCUUAAUUACCAUUAUUAUAACAAAUAAUUUUCCUGAAUUGAACUCUUUAUAAUGCAUGCAUAAUUUACAGUAUAAAUAGAACAAAAUGCCAUGACAAAAGUCAUUGAGUACAAAACUUGUAAUAAAAAAGGCAUAAAAUAUAUUUGCAUAUAAACCCCUUUGAAAAAACAAGGAAAAGCUCGAGCUCUCAAUAUAGGGCGACACGCAGAGAGGGUCAGGUACCGUACGGAUUUACAGUCGAGCACUAGAGACAGUGGAUUCAUACUCUUUUGCCAGGCAGUAGGUACAGAUGUGUAGUACAAGUAACAGUGACAAACACAGUACAGAUUCGCUUAAUGCAGUAACUGGAACAACAGCAUGAAGCUGCCUGGAGGAAAGGUGCUGCUAGGUCUCCCCACAACUGUUCGUUUCUUUGCAGGGAAGAAGGGUAGUUUCUGGAAUGGCUGUGGUCCAAAGACCAGUUACAAAGAAACAAUUCCCCCCACCAAACAUGGAACUGUCAUUUCCAUAAAAGCCCAAGCUUGUACCACAAGGUAGUGGUUCUGGCAGGCCUCAGCCAUGGGACCCUGGGUCUGCAGAGGCUACAGAUGUGGCGCCUCAGUCACAGGAUAUACCUGGAGCCCCCAGGAUGAGGCUCCGCAUCCCUCCACAAAGGAUCAUCCCAGCCACCACGACAACCUCCAAAAUGUCGAUGAUGACACAAUGUGAUCAAUGCACAAGACCUUCCAGACAAAAUAGAGCAGCAUAGGAAAAAA
This is a messenger RNA of Callithrix jacchus (white-tufted-ear marmoset), 20249 nucleotides long. RefSeq lists its product as uncharacterized. Gene Ontology annotation, molecular function: actin filament binding; beta-catenin binding. NCBI's taxonomy places the organism in Eukaryota, Metazoa, Chordata, Mammalia, Primates, Cebidae. Gene Ontology annotation, cellular component: catenin complex; adherens junction. Gene Ontology annotation, biological process: cell-cell adhesion; cell migration. The record is from RefSeq and is a predicted model, not a curated record.